CCUCCAUCUCCAUAAACCCUGGCAGACCAGGAACAGGCUCAGUGUUUGCAGGUAGCAGUGAUGGGUGCUAGGUCUGUGCUGGUGCUGAGCUUGCUCUGUGUGUGGGGUGCCGUGAGGGCUGAUGAAGAUGGUCCUGAUCCGUACAAGGCUCCUGCCUUCUGUGGGAAACUUGAAUGUCCUAGGUAUGAAGUAGAGCAGGACUUUAAAAGUUUUGAACUUCGUGUCUAUGAAGCCACACAGUGGGUGUCAACACCUGUGAAUCUAAACGUAUUUGGCACAGUGAAGGCCUUUAGACGCUUGUUUAAGUAUAUCACUGGAAGCAAUAGUGAAGGUCUGAAGAUUAACAUGACUGUGCCUGUAUUGGUGUAUCUGCCCAUUAAUAAUGCUUCUGCUAAUGCAACCAUGUCAUUCUACCUUACACCUACACUGAAUCCUCCAAAACCACUGGACCCUGAUGUGUUCUUGGGGAAUGCCGGAGAAACACGUGUCUAUGUCAAGUCGUUUGGUGGCUAUGCGUUUGACUAUGAAUACGCAAAGCAAGCCAAACUGUUGUCAGAAGAGCUGCUUGCCCACGGCAUUCAAUUUGAUGAUUCAGCUUAUGUACGUGCUGGCUAUAAUGAUCCAUUCACAUUUUUUAACAGGCACAAUGAAAUUUGGUACUUGUCAAAAUAAAAAUGCAAACGUCUGUAAGACUCGAUUUUAUUUAGAUGUGCGUUGAUCUCAAGAGUAAAGGAAUCUAACCCUGCCAUGAAUAAAAUAAGUGUUUAAAUCUCAUUGAUCCUCUUUGUAACUGGUUUUAUGUUUAAAUAAACUUGCAUGUUCUAA
Molecule: messenger RNA, 825 nt
Organism: Pelobates fuscus (common spadefoot toad)
Lineage: Eukaryota; Metazoa; Chordata; Amphibia; Anura; Pelobatidae
Product: heme-binding protein 2-like
Exons: 4
Coding region: 61-672 (203 amino acids)
Cellular component (GO): cytoplasm
Molecular function (GO): heme binding
Source: RefSeq, a predicted model, not a curated record